AUGAUGACGUCGCCUCGACAAGCGACCGCUGCGUCCGCUCGCUCCGAGCCGCCUCGUUGUCUCUGCCUUCCAGCAGACGGCCCGCGCACGAGCGCCGUCGCCUCGCCCACUGCCGUGAAGACCCCACAGAGCGACUCGCUCGACAUGCGCAGCCAGACGUGCGUCGAGUUUCUGCACAUUAUGAAGGAGUUCUCCGAGAGCUCAUGCGACGCAAACGAGACGGUCCAGCGCGUGGAUUCGCUCGUGAAUCAGGACGAGCAGCUGCUGCGCCUCUUCCCGCUGUCGCGCCUUAGUGGAGACGGAAAUGGACACGAGGCCGCGCAGAGGCAGCUCGAGCGACGCGGCCGUCGAGUGCUGGAGAAAUCGGUCGAGGCAGCAGCUGACGGUAUUACGGGCCGACCGGACCUGAAAGACACGGACGUCGAGAUGGACGGGACGCACGACGAGUUGCAGCGCUGGAUGGACCUGGACCUCGACGAGUUUGACUACCACGUCGACGUGUUUGACUUCCAGCACCCGCACCCGCAAGCUGCGCCAAAUGACGAGUGCGUCACGGCCUCAGCGCCAACAACGAUGCUGUCGACAGCGUCGAUGGCAUGGACGAAGCAGCAAAAUGGCCAUAAUGGUGGCAACGGUGGUAAUAGUGGAAGCAGCAGUUGCAGUCGUACUAGUAGUAGCAGCAUCCGUUGUAGCACUGAUGGUCGCAACGAAGGGUGGCUGCAAAAGCCAUUGCUGGAUGCAGCGACAAGCGCGACGAUCGACUUUGGCACUCAGGACACAGUGCAUGCGCCGCAAAAGCCACUGCAGGCGGCUAUGAACUACGUGCCACGUUGUGAAACGCCUGUUUAUGCUGCUGCUGCUGCUACUGCUGCCACCGCUACUGUUGCCCACGGAGAUGACGAGUGUGCGCCAAAUCUUGUACCUGACAAUGCUACGCUGUCGUCUGGUCCGGCUUGGAAACGUGCCAAGGUGUCAUUACUAGCUGGAUUACAGGGACCCAGGCGAGCAGUGUUGCCGCAUGCAAACAGCAAAGGUGGUCCACAUGACGAAAGACGAGCGGAUCAAGAUGAGGAUGGCAAUGUAUGGGGAAUGGAGAGCGACGGCUACGAGCAUGAUCUGCUCUCGUCUAUCGACCACGCUGUGCUGUGCGACCGCGAGAACAGGUUCUUGCAGUGGGACCUGGAAGUCGCGCAGCGCCAGCGUCAGCAAGAGCGGCGGAGGUUACAGGUCAACGAUCGAGUACCGCAUGCAUCCGCACCUGCUUAUUGCACUGGUCGAACUGCGGGCGACGUGACCACAUCGUCAAAGUCCAAUUCCAAGGAUGCCGUGGCAAUCCAGACCCAGCGCUCGCUCUGCCAGCCCAGGCCGAAAGUCAUAGCGUCGAGCCCGAUGAGCAGCAAGAGCCCGUCGAACGUUGACAUUGUCGAGGACUGGAACAGCUUGGACUUUGGUACUUUUCAGAAUCGCACCGUGAGCCAUAUUCUGAGCUCGUGCUUGCACAAGAGGAAGCUGUACCAUCCUUACAAGAAUCAGGUCCAGCUCGUGAACUUUAAUGUCCCGAGUGGCCGUGGUAGCACUUAUGUACACGGUACUGGACCGCAUGCGCACCAGCUGGGUGGAUCGCUAGCAACGAGUCUUGCUUUUGGCGGUCAGCAACACGGUGGCGAUGGCUUAGAUGGAUCAUCGAUAAGUGGCUUUGUGCCUCUGCUUGCUACUAGGCACGAGAACGGUCUGGGCAGCGGCAAAUUUUCUGGCAAGGGGGAAAAGAAGACACCGAAGAAGCGUGAGGAACGUAAGCGGCUAAUGACACUCAAAAUGCAAGAGACGUUUGCCGAUCUUGAAGGAACAUUUACGGAGCAAGAUCUUGAUGUCAAGGGAAUCGUCGGACCAGGCGCAUCGCUGUCGAAGAUGGCAUUGUCGAAGCUAGAGAAUCUACCGCUGCCGGACUUGACGAACCUUCCUCAGGAUCUGCGUGAGUUGAAACGAAAAAUUGAAGCUACCGAACACAAGGUGGAAGGCACGAAGCAUCGCCACCGCAAGGGCGGUCCAUGUCCACGUUGCCAGGUGCAGAAUCAGCUGCGUGCAGCGAAGCGUGCGUACCACAAGCGUGCUGUGGCGCACAAGAAGCUACCGCAUGCGGUAGUGAGUGCAGUCAAUGACGAGGCCCAAGAGGCCGCCAACGCACAGGCUGCUGCUGCUGCGACGCUAGAACUUGCGGGAAGCGUGACUGCAGCAAUCAAGGUUGCCGCUGGUGUGGACGCCAGGAAGGGAAGCAAUGCGUCUUCACUUGCUGCUGUUGACCCCGGGUUUGCUGCUAAGGCACGACCUGCAUUGACUGGAGUGGCGAGUCUGUCGACUGGGCUAUUGAAACCGAAGCAGGUUCCUAUGCCGUCUUGUGUGUCCCUGUCGCCUCCCGAUUCGUCUCGCGCGAUGUCUUUGGUGGCAAACACCGGAACAGUUGGGUCUGUCGUUCGAACUGCUGGAUCUGGUAGCGGCUCCUCGUCGUCGCUCUCAUGCAAUGGUGCCCCGCCUCUGUCUUCAUCGUCGUCUGCUGCAUCCAUGCACUCGCGGGCCCGAGGGUUAUGUGGAAAAGCACCACCGUCGGCCAUGCCAUUUCCGUCGCCAUCAUCGGCGUCCGUGUCACCAACGCUGGCAUCGAAGCCAUCGUCAUCUGAGAGCGCAUCACCUCUGCUGCAGCACGUGACGGUGUCCUCAGGCUAA
This is a messenger RNA of Hyaloperonospora brassicae, 2721 nucleotides long. The record is from the annotation of a GenBank genome assembly. NCBI's taxonomy places the organism in Eukaryota, Oomycota, Peronosporomycetes, Peronosporales, Peronosporaceae.